Messenger RNA from Jaminaea rosea, 846 nucleotides. RefSeq names its product NAD(P)-binding protein. The transcript has a single exon. Lineage: Eukaryota; Fungi; Basidiomycota; Exobasidiomycetes; Microstromatales. The record is from RefSeq and is a predicted model, not a curated record. The annotation marks the transcript as partial.
AUGCCAGCACGUCAGCGCAUCGUCCUCUUUGGCGCCUCAGGCUUUGUUGGUGGCUCUCUAUUGCAUGCUCUGGUCUCACCACCUUCAUCAACAUUCGCGAGCGUCCUCGCUGUGACAAGCAGCGAUGCCAAGGCUGCUCAAAUUGAGGCCUGGGGCCGUUGGAUUGGCGCGAGCUUGGAGACUCGAGUCAUCACAAGUGAACAUUCAUGGGUCGCUGCAACUCCACUCGCCGUCGAGGCUGAUCUGGUUAUUCAAGCGGCAACGUCCGAUGACCUAAAGCUCACUGAGGCGAUCAAUGUCGGCUUGAAGCAAGGGCGACGAGGAAGUCUAAUCCAUUUCUCCGGCGUCCAGCUCAUUGAGUCACAGCCCGUCGGCAAAUACGUCGAGACUAGACUUUUCAAUGACUUGGACUUGGAAGCGCUUGCCGCUAUUCCUGAAUCGGCAGCGCACCGCUCAAUCGACCUGUCCAUCGUCGACGCCGUGACUAGAGGCGAGCUCUACGGAUCGAUCGUGUGCCCAGCUCUUGUCUGGGGCACCGGGCGUGGCCCAUGCAAGAGGGUGUCUGCGCAAUUCCCAGACCUCGUCGCGAAGGCGCUCAUGAACCGCUCAGCCGUUUACGUCGGCGAAGGCACCAACCGCUGGACAACCGUGCACAUCGACGACCUGGUUGACUUGUCGAUGCACCUUGUCCAUCAUCACUUGAUCGAUCAAAAGUCCCAGCAUCCUCCCUCUGCCCACUCGACUUUUUAUUUCGCCAGUCACGCAUCAAGUGACCAAGACUUUCGUUCCCUCGCUCGUGCCGUUGGAGAAGGCCUUUUUGACCUCGGCCUAUUGCCAAGUGCAGAU